Rotaria sp. Silwood2 is the source of this 1868-nucleotide messenger RNA. The record is from the annotation of a GenBank genome assembly. NCBI's taxonomy places the organism in Eukaryota, Metazoa, Rotifera, Eurotatoria, Philodinida, Philodinidae.
AUGUUAGAUCAAUCAAAAACACGUUCAUUUCAAAUUGUUUCACAAAAUCCUCAAGGUUCUCAAUUACGUUUACAAAAUCUUUUUGUAAACGUUUACCAGCAAUUGGUUCAUUUCUUUGUCUUAGAAAUUAGUACACGACGUGUUUUUUUUUUUGGAUGAAGGUUCGUUGCGUGAUGAGAAAAAAAUGGUUUUAAAAGUUUUACAUUCUUAUUUAGAUGAAUAUAAAGUAGCAUUUGUAGCUGUAGUUAAUAAACCAUUUGAUGUUGCUAAUGUUAACCGAAUGAUUUGUAUUUAUCGAUCUUUACUAUCAAAAGAUAAUAAAAAAAUCCUAAUAUAUGCUUGUCUCGGUCUACAGAUUGAUCAUGAGCAUCAGACUACUGAAAAUGAUUUUAAUAACAUUAUUUUUGAACUUUGCCAAGACUAUCGUCGAAUAUUCACUAAUUCAAAUAUUCUUCAUAUAUUGCAUAAUCGAGAUUUUAGGUAUAUGCUAAGAGAAUUACAUUCUGAAUUACUAAAAACAAGAGAAGAUCAAGAGACUAGUAUUAUUGCUAUCCAACCGAUCAGUUUAUUACGGACAUUAGUAAAUAAUUUUAAUGGAAUAAAACAAAAUGAAUUUAGAGAAUCAUUUAAUACUUUUUUAAAACUAUUGAAGAAAAAUUUCCUAAUAAUGAAGCUUGAUCUAAAACGUCGACAUAUUUAUGAUCGUUAUAAAUUAGUUAUUGAAGAAUCACAAGACGAAAGUGCAAUAAAUCUUUUUUACAAACAGGUAUUAUCGACUUGGAUCAUAGUCAAACACAGAUUAUUGAUGUGUCGGGUUUUUAAUGAUUAUAUUAGUAAUGAAUUACGACAUGCUGAAAUAUAAUCAAUAAUUACAUUAUGUAUGAAAACCGGAAGAACUUUUAUUAAUGGUUAAUACAGAUCAAAUCCAAGAAUCACUUCAUGAUGUUUUUAAUUAAACUUUUUUUCAAUAAUGGUAACUGAUAACUGAUGAUGUGAGAAAAUUUUUUUCUGAAGUUCUUAUUGAUCUUAAAACAAUUGAUAUUUUCUUCAUGAAAAUUCGUAAUGUAGUGUUCAAGUUAAACGAAGUGAAUUUAAAAAUAUUCCAACACCUUAUCCUUAGUUAAUUUCAAAAAUAUUCAUUACGAUCACUAUUAUUGAUUCAACAUUUUGGGCAAGAACAUUUUUAUGAUUUCAAUCAAAGUAUUCUUUAUUUAUGCCUUCUAUCAUUAAUUAAAAUACAUAAUAAUAAAAAAGAUUAUUCUUUGUUAAAUUUAUAUCAAUGUUAUAUACAGUUAACUCAUAAUUAAAAUAAUCUAUUAAACAAAAUAUUCAACAUUUCAAUGACAAAAAACAUUUCAAUAUUGAAAGUUUUAUUUGACAAUUAAUUUCAGAUUUAUUGAUUAGUGUUGAUAAUAAUGAUUUAUUAUCAUCAGAAAAUCUGGAACAAUAAAUAUCAAAUAAUACUGAUGUUACAGCAAAACUAAUCAGUUUCAUGAGAAUAUCAUCCUAUAUUGCUGAUCUAAAUAAACAAUCAAAAAAUUAAUUAUUUAAUAAUGAUCACAUUAGUAGCAAUAGCGAGAAAAUUGAAAUUCUAAAUUUACUAAGUAUUCAAUUAAAGAAAAUCGUAACCUCUAUUGGUUCAGAACGAAAAAAACGACUUCCUAUUUCUCAUAAUUUACUCUCUUUUUUUCUAUUUGUUUUCAUUUUCGUUUCAAACUCCCACGUUUCUGAAUACUAGCUAAAAUCCAAUUGCAUAGCUGAUCUUUUUAGGCAUAGUUGCGAUUUUAUUCAAGUAGUAUUGAUAUAAUAAAUUAGGUAUUUGCAAUAUAAUGAUUGUGAGACCGAUGCAUCACAAAACCACAAAUACU